This is a messenger RNA of Tetrahymena thermophila SB210, 2412 nucleotides long. RefSeq names its product kinase domain protein. The record is from RefSeq and is a predicted model, not a curated record. The transcript has 5 exons. Gene Ontology annotation, molecular function: ATP binding; protein binding; protein kinase activity. NCBI's taxonomy places the organism in Eukaryota, Ciliophora, Oligohymenophorea, Hymenostomatida, Tetrahymenidae. Gene Ontology annotation, biological process: protein phosphorylation.
AUGGAAUUCUAAAAUUUAUAAAACGAUGGAUAGAAUUAACAAGCUAUUUAAAAUAACUCUAAAAAUAAAUUAAAUAGUGCUCUUUAUGAAAACUCUGAAAUUUAAAAGAUCGAAUUCUUAUGUAAUCCUACUUAAAAAAGGAGAUACAUAAAUGAAACUAGUAACAGUAAUCUGAAUUAUCAAAAUAGUAAUGAGUCUUCAUCAAUAGUUGAUGAAUAAAAUGACGAAACAAUACAAAUUAAAUAAUUUAAAGCAAUGUAAAAAUAAAGUAAAUUUGAAUAGAUCCAAAAGUAUGAAAACUAACCAACCAAAAUUUAGGCACAAUCCACUAAUUUGUUAUACUAAGAUAAAAGAAUUUUAUAAAACGACUCUUAAAAUAAUAAAAUUCAUACUAAUCUGAUUUUAAAAAUAAAGAGAUAACUCACAAAUAGGAAUUAUUAAGUAAAAGAAAAUAAAGAAGAAAUAGGUGGCGAGUUUGUUUUACAAGUUACUAAGUAAAUCGGAAAAGAUAAUAAUAAAGAUUACUUGGCAUUGAUCAGAUUAAUUAAAAUCUAAAAUAGCUCUUAAAAGAUUUUUAAAAAGUUAGAGUUUUUAAAUCUAUUAUAAUAAACUACAAAAUAUAUCCAAAUGCAUGAUUAUUUUUAUCUAUCUUUAAAUGAGCAUCCAUAAUCAAUUAUUUUUGUUACAGUUUUGCUAGAAUCAAUAAAUACAUAGAAUUUUCUUCUUUAUUUUAAUAAAAUAAUUGAUUUCUUUUAAAAAAAUAAAUAUUACUUAGGAAAGUAUAUAGCCGAAGGUGGUUUUGGUGUUGUCUUUGAUGGAAAAAUAUAUCAAAAUAAUAAAAUAUAAGAAGUAAUAUUCAAAAUAUAAUUCACAGAUAAGUAAAAUAUAAAUGAAAGUGAAGAAGAAUAUAAUAUUAUGAAAGGAUUUGAAGAAAAUAUUAAUUUGAUUCGUGCUAUCGAUUAUAAAAAAAUAGACAAAAAUGUUUCUGUCAUUUUGAUGGAAAAGUGUGAAUAUGGAUUGAUAUUGCUGAGGACAUAUAAAAUAAUUCAUUUAGAUAUAAAACCUUCAAAUAUUUUAAUUAAUCGUUAUGGUAUACAUGUUUUUUCUGAUUUUGGAACAUCUACUAAAAAUAAAAAUGAUCAACCUAUUUAAGUUAAAGGGUAUACAAAAAGCUUCGCUCCCAAAGAAGUAAUUAAUAAGGGUGAUGUUAAUUACGAAUCAGAUGUUUUUUCAUUAGGAAAAACAUUAUAAUUUGUUUUUAAAGAGUACGAAAAACUUAAAAUUUUUAAUUAAAAUGAAAAAGCUAUGCUUGAGAAAUUUAAAUAAAUUUUAAAGGAUUAUGCCCUCAGAGAAUAAGUCUCUGAAAGAAAAACAUGCUUGGAAUUGCAUAAAGCAUUUUAUGAAGUUGUUGAAUUUGAAGAAAAUAUAGAAUUUUUAUAGUAUUAUAUCGAUAAAAUUAGAUUAAUAUUAUCAUAAACAUGCUAUGAUAGUAACAAAGAUAUCUAGUUUUUUUAUGAAGUAUCUAUUUACUAUUAUGAAAAAAUACUUGACUUAAAAAAAAAGAUUAAAAAAUCUCAUAUUUUAAGCUUUGUUGAUGAAAAUAAAUCACUUUCUAUAUCCUCUUAAAUUGAUGAAAUAUCAAGUAAACAAGAUCCAGAAUGGCAUCUCUAUACAGCCAGCACACUUAAUAAACUUAGUUUAUUUCACUAAAAGGAAGUUGGUAAAGAAUAUUCGCUUUAAUCGUUAUAAAUAAUUGGAGAUAUUUUUAAAGGAGAUACAUUCAUCAAAGCUGUAUACCUAAAUACUCUUUCAUGGUGUUAUUCAAGUUUAUAAGAAUCUCUAUAAGCUUUAAAAUUAUAAGAAGAAUCUCUAAAAAUCAGGAGUAAUAUCUAUCUGUUAAAACAUACUAAAGUUGCUGUAGCUCUUAACAAUUUAGGGACUCUUUAUUAAAAUUAUGAUUUAAGCAAAUCCUUGAAAUAUUAAAUUCUAUCUCUGAAAAUCAGAAAAUCUCUUUUUGAAGAUAAUCAUCCAUGCUUAGCAAGAUCUCUAGAUUGCGUUGGAUAAUGCUAUUUAAAUAUGGGUAAUUUAGAAAAAGCAAAAAAAUAUUUGUACAGAUCAUAUUUUAUGAGAAGAACAAUUUAUUAAGGAGAUAUUUAUUGUAUUACAACUUCUUUAAAGAAUAUUGCACAAUAUCAUUUAAAGUCUAGAGAAUUUAUUAAAGCAAUAUUUUUUUUUAAAAAAUAUUUUUAAAUGAUAAGAAACUUGAAAUCUGAUAUUGAAUAUAUGCUGCAAAAAUCUCUAAGGCUCACAUAAUUAUUGGAUUAUGCUAAUUAAACAUGGGAAUUUUAAGAACAAGAUGAAAACCAAAGAUUUUAACUUUACAGUAGCAUUUUCGAAAUUACAAAAAAAUGA